Paramuricea clavata is the source of this 1776-nucleotide messenger RNA. NCBI's taxonomy places the organism in Eukaryota, Metazoa, Cnidaria, Anthozoa, Malacalcyonacea, Plexauridae. The record is from the annotation of a GenBank genome assembly.
AGACUGAGGAUUUUGUAAAGGCAGGUAAACGUUUCCUAGAGGUAUUACAAAAGAAAAACUCUGAGCAAGAUAGAAGACUUGAAAAGAUUGAGGGAAUAUUAAAUGGUAAGUCCUAAAAGACUAUUCUACAUCUAUACUAGAUGUAAAAAGUGUUUAUAUUAGCGCAAUUUUAUGUUCCUAACGAAACGCAACCUUGUUUUUAGUAAAGGGCUUAGGAAAGAAAAACUGCACGGAUAAACGAGAUUCACAAAUACAAAAUCUGAAGAAAAAAUUUGAAAGUCUUGGAGAUAUGUUAAAAUCGAAACUUGAAAAGAUUGAAGGAAUAUUGAGUGGUAAGUGUAUGUAAAUCGUUUUAAUUUGCAUGGAAAAUUCAAAAAUUUUGUUUUUAUUUAUUAUCACUAGUGUGUUAUAGUUCUGAUUGCGGGGGCUUAUUAGAGACGAGCUUAAUUAGCUGAUUUUUUACCUCCGUCAUGCUUACGAACUUAAACUCACCAUAUGCUUACAAACUUAAAAAUAUCUAACGUAUUAAUACGAUAAUUUGUGUAACUAAUGGACAUUGCCCAUGGACAAAUUGAUUAAAUUUUGGUUAAGUUCGAUGGAAAUUGGAUCAGAAAUUAUAAACUGAAUGCGAAAUUAGCCCAUUGCCUAACUUAUGCAUGACACAUAACUUAAUUCUCUGGCGGAGGUGUGCAGUCUCCGAGUGCACUCUAGUUGUUUCUUGUUUUAGUAAUGCGUCUAUAUACGAUUUCUUUUCUUGCACCUUGGGGAUGACUAAUUGAAGAGGGGAAUCGAUAGAAAGGAGGUGAAACUUAUUAGAGAGGGGCUUAAUAGGGGAUAACUUUAAAAAUUAUUAUUAUUCAAUUUUACUAGCUUCAGUCACGUCAGGUUAUGGUUCAAAAUCAAACCCUGGAAAGUCGUGUAAAUAUAUCCUAGCAGCAAAUACAUCCGCAGUUUCGGGAACAUACUGGAUUAAGCCUGCUGUCAGUACGUUAUUUCAAGUUUACUGUGACAUGAAAACUAAUGGGGGAGGCUGGAGUUUAGUUUACAGCUACACCUUCACAAAUUACAACAGUUUUACCUCAGGAACCAAUGCUGUAACGCCCCGUCCAAACUGGCCUGUUAGUACGGCCAAUGUCCCAAUCUCAACCACUCCUUCAGUCAAUGAGUCAUCUCUUGGGGCUGUAGACUGGAAUUUUUGGAAGCACAUUGGGCAAGAGUUGAUGGUUAAGUCGAACGUCAAUGAUUGGAUUGUUUGUCAACCAAAUGGCGGAAGUCUGGUCGCAAAGAAGGAUGGAUCAAUGAGUUGUCAGAAUACAAAGAACGUGGCAACAGCUUGUAGUGGGGUGGCACCCAGCAGAAUUCGUUGGAAUGCUCAUGGACCAUUCUUGAGUGCUUCCUCAUUGUAUUAUUACUUUGAUGGAUACACAGGUGGUGACUGGCCAACACAUGAUCCUUGCGGUAAAAACAAUGGAAAUCACAAGAAAGGAGUCAGCAACCCUGGCGGACAAAUCUAUCUUCGCUAGAAUUGAAAACUCUACAUUCAGUAGUUUGUUUUGUAUAACACUUGAUAUAUAACAUGCACAAGUAAUCAGGACAUAGAUAUAGUCAUAUGUAGCCUCUUUAUAUAAUCACUAAUUUCAAUAAAAACGACAUUAAUGAUACUGCAUGGAAAGCAUUUCAAGGUAUUAUCCAUAAUUUCGAAAAACUACCCAGGAUAAGAAAAAGAAAACAUUUAGCAUUAGUAUUAGUAUUAGUAACUUUGUAUUGGUAAUCGAG